AUGGAGUCCAAGGCCGCAGAGUUGCUAGCAGCUUUCAAAAAUCCCAAUCUCUCCGUUGACGCCAAAGUUGCCCAUCUCACCGGCAUCAAGUCCGAUAUCAAACAGAAGAAUGUACCCGAAGGGGCUAUUGCAACAAUAUUCGAUACAAUCAGACUUGCGUUGAGUUCUCAACACUACUCCGUCGUCAGUGGGGCCUUUUCGACAUUGGGUCACUUCCUGAAGCGACUGGCAAUUCAAGAUCAACAACAGUGGAUCAUUUCACAGGCGCGCAACUUCUACCCAAUCCUCACAGAGAAGCUUGGCGAUCACAAGGAACGCAUUAGAGCACAGGCUGCAUCGAUAUUUACCGACUUGUGGCCCUUAGCUGGCCCCGAAGUAGAAUAUCAUGUUCUUGAGAUUGCCCUCGUGGGCAAAAACCCCAGAGCCAAGGAAAUGAGUCUUGUUUGGCUAUCAACUAUGACAAGAAAUCACGGUCUACUGUUUAAACAGUAUGUCCCUUCACUGGUCGCAUGCUUGGAAAGUGCCGACAGCGCUGUUCGAGAUACGGCCAAAGUGGUUGUAAUUGAAUUAUUUCGAACUGCUCCGUCCAGAGCCAAAUCCGAUCUACAGAAACAGCUGGGGGCUCGUGGCGUAAGAAAAUCAAUCGCAACUGCUAUUUUGACAGGAAUCGGACUCGCCUCUGCCGAGCCAGAGACCUCAGCGCGCCCUAUUUCUCGAGCCGAACGGCCCAUCUCCGUGAUGUCGUCACGUUCACACGCGGUGGACCGCCAUGAAGAUGGUCUGUUUGUCAACAACCCGCCCUCUCCAUCUUCCAACAAUGAUUCUAAUGACAACCCAGAACCGGAACCUAUUAAAAUUCGUCCAGCCUCGAGAAAUCACCUUGAUAGACCGAUUGCUUCGACUGAUGCCCCUGCUAGACCGAAAACACCCGUCGAAGCACCGCCUGCUCCGACUUCGGCCCAGGAAGAUGCUGGAGUCGAACCACUUCUUGUUAGCUCGAGCAGAGAUAUUGACGAUCUUGUUCGCGAUAUGAUUGGUUGGUUCGAUGGUAAAGAGUCUGAAGAUAACUGGUUGAAACGUGAGAAGAGUGUAAUUCUUUUCCGAAGACUAACUCGGGGAAAUGCGCCCCAUGAGUUUUCUCAAAGCUUUCUGCAGGCCACCAAAACUUUACUGGAUGGAUUCUUCAAAGUAGUGCACUCGUUGCGGACCACCCUCUGUACCAACGGCUGCCUGUUGAUCCAAGACAUCGCACGAACCUGCGGCCCGAAAAUCGACUCGAUGGUUGAAAUCAUAAUGCAGAACCUGAUCAAGCUGUGUUGUGCCUUGAAGAAGAUCGCGGCGCAGAACGGUAACGCGACAGUUGAUGCGGUCAUUGGGAGUGUGACAUUCAACAUUCGAAUUCUGCAACACAUACAUUGGGCCUCGCAGGAGAAGAAUGUCGGAUUGCGUCUUUUCGCUGCUGGGUGGCUGCGAACAUUGAUCAGCCGACAGGCUAACCAUAAGAGCACCGUUGAACAUGGUGGAGGUUUGGAUCUGAUUGAAAAGUCCAUUAAGAAGGGAUUAGCUGAUGCCAACCCGGGAGUACGCGAGGCUACAAGAGGUACCUUUUGGACUUUCUUUGGUGUGUGGCCUGAUCGGGCUAAUGGAAUUAUGUCUGAUUUGGAUGCCAAAUCACGGAAUCUUUUGGAAAAGGACUCGUCGAACCCAAAUACGAGUCAGCAGGCUGCUAAACCGAUUACCAAGGCUGCACCGCGUUCUGCCCUGAAGGAAGCUAUUGCUGCUCGUAAGAAGGCUCAGAUGACUUCUCGCCCGGAGUCUGCUCAGUCUGCAUUUACUGAUAGCCAGUUAUCAGAGCCUGCGCCCCGGCCGGCUAUGAGGACCGUCCCUACUGGUGCACCUCUUUCAUCCAUGUCCUCUGCACCCAUGAGGCCUGCUAUGAAACCCCGACGACCUGAAAUUAGUCGACCUGCGACCGCUGACCCGUAUGCUCGUCGACCUGAAUCCAGGUCCCAAACGACUAGACAGCCAACCAGUUCCCCACGAUCGGUGAGAUCCAAGACUGCGACUCCUUCAUCAAAACCCAUCAACGCACCUCGUCUUCGACCGCACGAUUCCGGACAGCCAGGCUCCACAGGCUCCUCAGGCUCCACUAGAGGCAAGCCUAAGAAGCUUGACCUCUCUAAAUCAAAGUCCCAUGGAGACCUCGCAGCAGCGGCAAGCCAUGGACGUAGUGGUUCCAAUGAGAGCAUUACCAACCAGUCUUCUGCUCACGCUCAUCAGGCUGACCAGAGUUCCUAUGAAGAACCCAACUCUCCCGCGCAAAUUGUGUUAGAGAGUCCUCCGCUUUCUGCGACUCACCCUCAACCCCACUACAACGAGCAAGUUGAUCAUCGUCGUACCAUUACUCCAGAACCCGUAAGAGAACCAGAGCCAGAGCCAGCGAUAGAGCUAGAGUCCGUGUCACUUGAAGACCCCCCAGCUUUGGCUUCUCCACGUCCUGAACCACAUGUGGCAACACCCCCGCGCAAUCCAGACAUAUUCGAUACCCCCGAGUCCGCUGCCAAGGCACAGCCCGACGAAAUGGUCAUAUAUGAGGACCCUACCACUCCUGUUGCUGUUGAGACUUCAACACCGCAGAUCAAUCCUGUUGAACAUUUUACCCCUACCAAGUCACCUCGCCGUGUCGUUGAGUCAGAUCUUGGGGAGGAGAUAGCAACUAGAGCCGUGGAUCCAGCUACUCCUCUCAAGAAUACACCCCGUGAAAUGACUCUUUGCCAAGGGUUCUCUACUGAUGAAACCACUGAUCCGCAGUUCCCAUCCCCAGUGCGGAGGACGCCACUCCGGGGAAGUCCUUCGCCAUCACGAAACCGACUUCAGGCGACACCAUUAGAAAACAUGGCAGGCAGAGACUCAAUCCUGGCACAUGAACCUACAACAAGUAGUCCCAAGAGGACUCCUACCGACGAGAAUGUGAUCGCGCACGUUGCGAAGCCCACUGAAUACCCCGGGACUCCACGGUCUGUAGCAAAGCCCGGUGCUCUGGAGGAGGUAUCCUUGAACGAAUCGACCCUGAGAACAUCGGAGAUGAGAUAUCGAUCUGUUGAGCCCAUGGCCCAAUCAACAAGCGAGGAAACCCUCCGCCGAAGUCGAAAAUGGGCCGAGCGGCAUCGCAGCCCAAGUCCUCGAUCGAAGGACCCUGCUAACGCAAGGGAGAUGCUCCCUAAGGCUCUCAGUCGAAUUGCCACGAAGACAAUGGACAUCUCGGGCUACCGCAAGCUACAGGGACUUUUUCAAUACCACGGCGAGGAGCUUGUAACUCACGAACAAGACUACUACGAAGUGCUUGGAGCUUUGCUCAAUGAGUUGGAGUUGGCCCCCACUAGCCGCAAGGACCAUGACGUGAAGACCCAGAUCUUGGCCACUAUCCGAUCCAUGCUCCUACGCACCAGUGAUCUAUUCCAUCGGUAUGACGCCCCUGUAAUUGCGGCAAUUGUCCGGGCCCGCCAGCACUACGAAUCGAACUCUCAUUUCGUAACAUGUUUGGAGGAAGUGGCAGAACAGUUGGCAGCCUUGGUCCCCGCGCCGACCUGCAUCCACGGUGUGCUUCAAGGAUUAGAGGGAGAUACACAGAGCGACAAGUCAUAUCGAUCAAUCAUCCUCGGUCUUUCCACAAUCCACCAAUCCCUCUCCCAAGGCCCUGUCGAGAUCUCCGACGAAGUCCUCGCCAGUGUUGGUGGUGUAGUCGGUCGCCAACUCGGCCACCCCUGGCCGGGCGUGCGCAAGCAAGCAACCGAACUGUGCACACUCCUGAAUCUGAAAUUCGGGCUGGACCGAGUUCAGAAGGUGACACCUCCUGCCGGGGAGGGAUCACUGAACUUGCUUACAUACUUUAUGGCCCGUCGGUCCCAAUAG
This is a messenger RNA of Penicillium odoratum, 3912 nucleotides long. RefSeq lists its product as uncharacterized. Gene Ontology annotation, cellular component: mitotic spindle midzone; spindle microtubule; cytoplasmic microtubule. Gene Ontology annotation, biological process: mitotic spindle assembly; astral microtubule depolymerization. The coding region runs from base 1 to 3912 and encodes 1303 amino acids. The transcript has 4 exons. Gene Ontology annotation, molecular function: microtubule binding. The record is from RefSeq and is a predicted model, not a curated record. Lineage: Eukaryota; Fungi; Ascomycota; Eurotiomycetes; Eurotiales; Aspergillaceae.